Messenger RNA from Trichomonas vaginalis G3, 860 nucleotides. Its product is annotated as protein of unknown function, DUF4106 family. The record is from RefSeq and is a predicted model, not a curated record. The annotation marks the transcript as partial. The transcript has a single exon. NCBI's taxonomy places the organism in Eukaryota, Parabasalia, Trichomonadida, Trichomonadidae.
AUGGGAUAUAAGAUAUAUUCUAACUCUGACUUAGUUCAAACAGUAACAUGGGCAAACUAUGAAUGGUUCGCUUUGAGAAACUCAGUACAACCACAAGCUAGAGAACAAACAGACCAGUAUGCAACUAUUGAGAAAAUAAGAAGACUUGACCCUAACGUUCCAGGAGUUUAUGUUGACCUUUCUGGACAAACUGCAGCAGCAGUAACCAAAGUAAAACUGAAACUUAGAGUUCCUUUGUCAUCUUUCCUCAUCUUCAGGUUUUUAAGAUACUUGCCAAACUGGGCAGGAAAAAUUUCUAUCGAACUUACUCCAAGCAAAAAUAACUUAGUCAUUGCACCAACACAAGACCCAUUCACUCUUACAGAAGUAGUGGGAACAAAUAAAAUGUCAUUCGCCGACUUUUGCAAAAACAAAGUUGACUUAGACUUUGGUUUCUCAAACCUCAACACUGAAGUAAACUAUUAUUUCAAUGCUGCUGGAGAUGCUUGGGACCCAGUUAAGUUCACAUGCGAAAAGUUUGAAUGCAAGAGAAUAGAAAGCAGACUUGCAGUCUAUAUGUUGGACCCAGAUAUUUCAAAUGCUUUAGCUGCCAAAUAUAUUGCAGUUCCACUUAUGUUCCCUAUACACCAAAUAUCUGUCAAAGACUUUGCAGGUGAAGUUGGAAACCAAAGUGCUGACCCAGGUGCAAGAACAGAUAUUGCUUUAACAACUGCAAUGAAACAUGCAGAUACUAUGUUUGUACUGUUCAGACGAACUAUAAAUGACUAUUCUUGCUUCUACAACCCUGGUAUUAAAUACCAUAUAAACAUAGAUGGCAAAUACUAUCCAAGAGAAGAAUAUUCUACAGUUGAGGAUAUGAG